AUGAAGAGAAUCCGGUUGGCCUGCCAGGCUUGCAAGAACGUGAAGCUCAAGUGCGACAACUUCGCGCCAUGCACGCGAUGCACGCGGCUGAACAUGCAAGGCAGCUGCAUCAGAGUCAGAGUUGAGAAGGGGCGUAGGAAGAGAGGAUCAGACUCGUGCGUCCCUUGCAAGCAAUCGAAGGUCAAAUGCGACGAAGGUCGCCCAUGCUCGCGUUGUAAGCAGAAAAGGAAGGAGGAUGGCUGCGUAUACCAAGUUGUGGUCAUCUCAAGACAUAUAGCAGGAUCCAAAGACCAAGACCACGAUCAUACGCUUGCGAAAGAGCAAGCGCUAGUGCUAGAGCAAGAGCAAGGAAGAGACAGUGGGAGUGGGACAGACCUUGUCCAGGCCUCCCCAACCGACUCCGAUCAACUUGCUUGCAUGCAGGAGCUGCAGGUCGAGAGGCCGCUGGACUUCUGGGCCCGCAGCCUCUCCUUUGACCAGCCGUCUCUGCUGCGCGAGCAUAUGAACUCCAUGGGCUGGCCGGACCGAGUGCUGGCCCGACACUUGGAGAUUGGCUACUGCUCAAAGGAUGUGAUGAACAUCUUCGUCUCGCUUCCUCCUCGCCUACAGGAGGUGACGCGUCGAGCUCUGGAUGCGAUGGAAAUCAUCAUGGCAGACAAAAUGAUGAAGCAAGCUGGGGCUCUCCCAGCGCAGCUGCUGAUGGGGAGCGAGAAGAUAUCAGAGGAAGACCUGGAGCUUGAGAGGGUCUUGUACGGGAAUGAGAACUUCGGGAUGGUAAAUCACUACAUGCUGCCUUCCACUGGGCAGCGUAUGUAUCUGUACGUUUCGGACGCGACAUGCAGGAUACUGGGGCUACAUGCCGAGGAGGCUCUGGCGAGGUUAGCGAGCAGGGAACUGCCGCUGGUGAUGACGGAGUUCAACUUCUUCUGCUACAUCGUCUUCUCGACCUGGUUCUUUGCGACAUACCCAGGACGCCCGCUGAGUCUGGUUGUCUGCAUCCGAGAUAUUGGGAGCAAGAGAGAGAAGGGCGGCGUGAUAACAAGACUUGUACAGCAGCCGGAGUUCGACUGUUACGGGCGGAUGCGGUCGAUGAAGACUAUGAUGUUUCCGCUGGACAAGGAAAGUAACGAGUCGCUGGUGGAGAACCACCACGAUCCGUUGUCGACGUUCAACCAUCUGAUCAGCGGUGGAAGAGACUUCGACACGUGGAUCAAUGACUUCGAGUCCGACAUGUCCGCGGGGGAGACGAUCUUGGGGAUGCAGAAGUCGAAGCAGGGGAUGGAGCGGCUGGAGGCGCUUGAGAGGGAGCUGGUGCGGAUGUACCAGCCGUUCGUGGAGCAUGCAGACAGGAUCCUGAAGGAGAAGAUGCCCGGCCCGGCGGGCUGA
Guillardia theta CCMP2712 is the source of this 1386-nucleotide messenger RNA. RefSeq lists its product as hypothetical. Gene Ontology annotation, biological process: regulation of transcription by RNA polymerase II. Gene Ontology annotation, cellular component: nucleus. The transcript is spliced from 4 exons. The coding region runs from base 1 to 1386 and encodes 461 amino acids. The record is from RefSeq and is a predicted model, not a curated record. Lineage: Eukaryota; Cryptophyceae; Pyrenomonadales; Geminigeraceae. Gene Ontology annotation, molecular function: DNA-binding transcription activator activity, RNA polymerase II-specific; zinc ion binding; RNA polymerase II cis-regulatory region sequence-specific DNA binding.